Molecule: messenger RNA, 2188 nt
Organism: Ostrea edulis (European flat oyster)
Lineage: Eukaryota; Metazoa; Mollusca; Bivalvia; Ostreida; Ostreidae
Product: hepatic leukemia factor-like
Exons: 6
Coding region: 369-1154 (261 amino acids)
Biological process (GO): regulation of transcription by RNA polymerase II
Cellular component (GO): nucleus
Molecular function (GO): DNA-binding transcription factor activity, RNA polymerase II-specific; RNA polymerase II cis-regulatory region sequence-specific DNA binding
Source: RefSeq, a predicted model, not a curated record
GGGGUGAACCGUCAUGGAGCGAAACAUCCCGUUACCCCAAGAGUAUGUCUAAAACAGACCGACAUAAGACUUUUACGGAGGGGCGAACCCUAGCUAUCUGAAUAGAUCCGAGCCUUGUAUCCCAAGUACUCCAGCACUAGCCAGUUGCGUACAAGUGUACCAUAUGAUCUGGUAACCUUUUCUGAACCACCACGUAUCUCUCGGUACACCUCGUCCGAUUACAUCUGAUGUUAGGAUAAUCGACCGAGGUUAGCCGAAUGCUGCACAUGUAACGCCACGGGACCUGAAUUUAUACGAUUGUGGGUCCACAUUAGAUUACACGCGAUAUUUUCUCAAGUUAGAAGCGACCCAAAGAAAGGAAACAGAAAAUGAAUCUCUUCGACUUUGGACAAGGAAUAACACUGAAGGAACUUUUAGAGAAUCCAGAUUUGAAGAAUCCACCCAAACUAAAUGAUGGGACUGUGAAAGGAAAAGUGGGACCGGGGAAGAUCGAUUCUUCCUCAGCAUUUUUAGGGCCCAAUCUUUGGAACAAUCCUGAUAACAAUGACUUCAAUCUGGAAUUCAUGGAUCUGGACGAAUUUCUGUCAGAAACCGGGAUUUCUAAUGAGGACAACUCCACCUCCAGCGAAGGGAAAUCUCCAGGGUCGGCGAACUCUCCCGCGCCACCUGGUGACUUCGCAGAUAUUCUGCUGCCCCUGGUAGACUCACCUAAGGAAGAUGAUAUCAAUGUGUUGCCAUGCUCACCAGAUGACACGACUGUAACCUCGCCACCGAGUAGUCCAGAGGUCCAGUAUGAUAUUGACCCCACUGACCUCGCUCUUGCUUCCAUUCCAGGUCAAAAUUUUGACCCUAAAAGAAGAAAGUUUACUGUAGAUGAACUGAAACCACAGCCAAUCAUCAAGAAGUCAAGAAAGGUGUAUGUGCCAGAUGAAUGCAAGGAUCAAAAGUAUUGGAGUCGCAGGAAGAAAAACAAUGUAGCAGCUAAACGAUCACGGGAGGCUCGGCGAAUCAAAGAAAAUCAGAUCGCGUUACGGGCAGCGUAUCUAGAGAGGGAAAACAACACAUUGAAAGAUGAGAUGAAAAAAUUACGGCUUGAAAAUUCACAACUGUCACAAAGACUUGAUAAGUAUGAAGGGAAGUCACUUUUGCACUGAGAUGAAGUGAUUACAUCCCUGGAUAUAUGCAAAACUGUUUUUAAACUGAAUUGAACGGUCUAGAUUUGCAGAUGGUACCGUGUGUGGGAAGUGCAACCCACAUUUUAUAUUUUCUACCUCUUAAAACGCCAAGGUCAUUUACACCUACCUUCAGUAACAAAUGAGAUACUGUAUGUUUCAAUGUCCAUUGUCAGACAUAGUAUUUUUUGAAAUGGUUAUAUUCAAUAGGGCCUUGACUUUGUUGUAAUUAAUAUUCUUUUAUUAAUUGCCUGAUGUUUAUAUAGAUAUGAAUGCACAUAACACACUUAUCGCUGUAUAUGUAUAGUAGCAAUUUGUUCUCAUAACCAUCAAGUGCUGUAAAUGUUUGCAGUCCUAUAGACGUCGUACUGUGUAGUUCUCGUUCUAUGCAUGAUUUAUACAGGUAACUGUUUAGGUUAUAGUUUGUCUGUUACACAUUCUGGGAAAUUCUCGGGAUUUUUCUAAUCAUUCAUGUUGCUAAAAGUAUGUGUUGCCUGUGACAAUAGUGAAGAUGAGGAGACCACAUUGAAAAGCAUGGCAAACAAAGAGAAUGUGAAUAUGUUCUCCUAUAUAGUUUGGGAUAUUUACAUGUAUCUGUGUAUAUGGAAAGUUAAGUACAUCAUUACUUUGUGUACUUAUUAUUUUGUAUGUUUUAUUUUUUGCCAUUCAUGAUCAUUACACAUUGUCAAAAAUUUAAACAAAAUUUCCUACCAUCAACAUUAAGGGGGCUGUCAUACAACCAGUGAUUUUCUCUUUUUUCCAUUAUGAAUGUACUGCCAUGGUUUUGACAUUACUUAUAGAUUGUGAAAUGUUUCUCCGUUGUAAAGGUGAAUAUUAUACGUUUUUGUUUAAAUUUCACAUGAACAACUUCCUGAAAGUGUUAAAUCCUCUGUAAUAUCGUCACUUCCAGUUCUUGUAUGGAGAAAUUCCUUCACAUUUUGACUGUGAUCUGUAGAUAUUUGUUAUUGUGUACAUACUUGUUUGUUGACAUUAAUAAAAUAGAUAUCUACACUGUU